GACUGCACUCCGAAAACAACAACUGGCCAAUACUGCAGUAUUCCCUUUGAAUACGACAGCGUAACCUACUACGGUUGCACUGAUGUUGAUCAUGAUCAACCCUGGUGCUCUUUGACUCCGCAGUAUAGUGAUGAACAAUGGGGAAAUUGUGGUGAGUUUUUAACACUUUUCAGACUGUGUCGUCUGGGAAUCUGAGGUUGGUUCCGACUUGCGGCCAUCUCAUGGUAAUUUCACCGCUUAUGAUAAGGCCAGCAAGUUGAUAUUUACACAAAAGAUGUACUCCGCAGUCUUCAAAUUAUUUGUUUUUGAUUGAAAUCAUUUAGGCAUUAUUACGCCUAUUUAUAAUCGAACGCACGGAGAAAAGGUAAACAUAAUUAUUUAAUAUUUUUGCAUAUUUAGUAGAGGAGACUGGUUAGGAAAGCCGGCAAACAUCAAAGUUGAAAACAACGGUGUUGUAGUUUAUGUGGUGUUGUAAUUUAUGUUGGAAGCUCCCUGUCCCUACAAAAUCCUUUGUUUUUCGUUCACAAUUUGUAUAGGUAA
This is a messenger RNA of Porites lobata, 540 nucleotides long. Lineage: Eukaryota; Metazoa; Cnidaria; Anthozoa; Scleractinia; Poritidae. The record is from the annotation of a GenBank genome assembly.